CAUGUCGUGGGGUGAAAAUAACAUCAUCCAGUUGGUUUAAUGAUCAAUUCCCCGCAGGAAAGCCCUUCACAAGCUGGUUUGUUCCUUUGUUGCCCUCAUUCAGUCCUUGGCUGAGACAGAGAAGAUCAUGGCAGACAACUCCACCAGUGACUCCUACUACUUCAAGCAACAGCUUAAUGUGGCCGAUAUUGUUGUCAUCGUGAUAUAUUUUGUUUUAAAUGUGGCCGUAGGAAUAUGGUCUUCGUACAGAGCCAACAGAAGCACGCUAAAAGGAUACUUCCUUGCAGGAAGGGACAUGGCAUGGUGGCCAAUUGGAGCCUCCCUCUUUGCCAGCAGUGAAGGAUCUGGGCUAUUUAUUGGACUGGCUGGGUCAGGUGCAGCAGGAGGUGUGGCUGUUGCUGGCUUUGAGUGGAAUGCCACGUAUGUGCUGCUGGCACUGGCGUGGGUCUUUGUGCCCAUCUACAUGUCCUCAGAGAUUGUCACCUUGCCCGAGUACCUUCAGAAGAGAUAUGGAGGGUCCAGGAUACGCAUGUACCUGUCCAUCUUGUCGCUACUGCUGUCUGUUUUCACCAAGAUAUCACUGGACUUGUACGCUGGGGCCAUCUUUGUGCAAAUCUGUCUGGGCUGGAAUUUUUACCUGUCUACUGGCUUGGUGUUGGUGAUCACGGCGCUUUAUACCAUUGCAGGUGGCCUGGCUGCCGUCAUCUACACGGAUGCUCUGCAGACACUGAUUAUGGUCAUCGGGGCAAUCGUCCUAACAGUCAAAGCUUUUGACCAGAUUGGGGGCUAUGAGCAGUUGGAGGCCGCUUACUUGGGGGCCGUGCCAAACAAGACCAUCCCUAACACAACGUGCCACCUGCCCCGGGCGGAUGCCAUGCACAUGUUCCGAGACGCCUCCACUGGGGACCUCCCGUGGACCGGCAUGACCUUUGGCCUGACCAUCAUGGCGGCGUGGUACUGGUGCACGGACCAGGUCAUAGUACAGAGGUCCCUUUCUGCCAGGAACCUGAAUCAUGCCAAGGCAGGCUCGAUCCUUGCCAGCUACCUAAAGAUGCUGCCCAUGAUCCUCAUCAUCAUGCCAGGCAUGAUUAGUCGGGCCCUGUACCCAGAUGAUGUGGGCUGUGUGGUGACAUCUGAAUGCCUGAGGGCCUGUGGGAUCGAAGUGGGCUGCUCCAACAUCGCUUACCCCAAACUAGUGAUGGAGUUGAUGCCCAUGGGACUUCGGGGAUUGAUGAUUGCUGUCAUGAUGGCAGCUUUGAUAUCCUCCUUGACCUCCAUCUUCAACAGUAGCAGCACACUUUUCACUAUGGACAUCUGGAAGAAGCUGAGGCCUCAAGCAAGUGAAAAGGAGCUCCUAUUGGUGGGCAGGCUGGUUAUUGUGGUCCUCAUUGGCAUUAGUGUAGUCUGGAUCCCUGUCCUCCAGAGUUCCAGCAGUGGCCAGCUCUUCGUCUACAUGCAAGUAGUCACCAGUUCUUUGGCACCUCCAGUCACAGCUGUCUUCAUCCUAGCAGUAUUUUGGAAUCGGGCCAAUGAACAGGGGGCCUUCUGGGGCCUGAUGGUAGGGCUGGCAGUGGGAGCUACCCGGAUGAGCCUGGAAUUCAUUCACCCCGUGCCCCCUUGCGGCUCCCCGGACACCCGGCCAGCGGUGCUGCACCGUCUUCACUAUCUGCACUUCUCCGUGGUGCUCUUCUCCAUCGUAGCUGCCGUGGUCGCUGCGGUUAGCCUGCUGACGACCCCCCCUGACGAGUCUCAGAUCAAGAAUUUAACAUGGUGGACCCUUUCCAAGAGUGGCAAGAUGGCACUGGCAGAUGAUAUGGGAGACAAAGAUGGAAAGAAGCAAACUCGUUUCAAUCAAGCCUUCUGGACCCGAGUCUGCAACUUCAAUGCCAUUCUGCUUCUGUGUGUCAACAUAUUCUUCUACGCCUAUUUUGCCUGAUAAUGUUCAUUUCCUGGGAAGCCAGAGGGUCAUGGGAGAGACUCUCAGGGACGUAGAAGAGACUUAUCUUAAUCUGAUUGCUAGAGAAGGAUCAUGAACUAUUAGAACUUGAAGGACCUAUCUAGUCCAACUCAUUUGUUUUACCGAUGGGUCUUUGAAAAGGAAAGUGGCUUUGUAGAAGUUACAGAGCUUCUUGGUGAACCAUCUUGGAUCAAAACCCAAGGUCUUGCUAGGCCAAUACUAUUUCUGUUAAACAAAGCUUCCUUUCUUUUCCUGAUCCAGAGGCAUUUGAGUUGUGCAAAGUCCUUAAAUGAACACGUCUCUUUUAAUAUCAGAGCAUCUCACCAAUCACUAACAACAAUAACAAUUAUGUGUUAUAAUCUUUGGGCCAUCUUCAGUUUGGGCCAUCACCUGGGGAAUCCAAAGCCUAGAAAAGAACUUAAUCUGUCUUGGAAUCUCUAACCCCCACUCCCUAUUCCCACCCAUCAUUGCUUAAGGAAAUGUCAAAGAGACCUAGUUCUGACACUCUGGCUAUGUGAUCUUGGACAAAUCACUUUCCCUCUCUGAGACUCAAUUUCCUCAUCUGUAAAAAGAGUGGGCUGAACUAGAUGGUUUCUUAGGUUCUUUGGGGUCUAACAUUCUCUCAUUCUAUGCUUCCCUGACUUUUCCCUUCUCUCCUACCCCUAGUCUAUGGCCAAGUCCACACAAACCACGCUCCACAUGUCCAGCUUUCUCAGAAUGGGUUCUUCCCUCCCUCAAACUUCGUCUCUGAUUCAGGGAGGCCCUGGUCUUGACAUCUGAGUGGGAAGCAGGGGAAGAGGAGGCAUGAGCCUUGAGCAUCACUGAAGUUUGAUUGAGAGUCUGAAUGUAAUGGCAGGAGAGAAAGCUAAAUAGCCUAGCUAAGCCCAAACCAGUGUGGCAUGGGCCUCUUGAUGACCAUCCAAUAGAACCAGAGGGUAAACAAACACCAUAAGACUUAAUAGGCCUCCUAGGGUGCACUUCCCAUCUUUGUCACUUGGCUUCUGGCCAAACAUCAAGCACUUCUGCAAUGUAUGUAAAGCUAGAUGCACAGACAGAUCACUUCAGGGUUUGGUAUUGUAAAAAUUAAAUUGUGUCUCUACUCAUAAAAAUAUAUUAUUUUAUGAGGUUGAUUAAGGAUUAUUAGAAUCAAGGAUUCAAAAUAAUAAACACGUGCCCAUGGCUGAUUAGCCAAUUCAGAAUCCCUGCGCUUAGCUUACUUACUGCAUCAUUGCAAUGGAAUGGAAGAGAGUGAGGGAGGCGCUACUGCCAGUUAAAUACUAAUUGUGAUCUCGCCCAGGUGGAGACUCAGGUGAGAUUAUAGGGGAUUCUGGGAAACACCAAGGACUUCUGGGGAUUGAAGUCUAGGGUUCAAAUCUAUGUUUUUACAUCCUCCCCCUGAGGCCCGAGGAAGACUAGUCUCUCCAAUGGGUCUUGUAAACAUACCAACUUUGAAAUUACAAUAAUUUGAGAAUGAGGAAAAGAGAACAAAACUGAUAAUUGCUAGGCUCAUUGACAAAAAGCCAAUUGGGGGCAGUCCCUUUUGGCAUGAGUAUACAUACAAAAAAAAUGCAUUCAAAGCCCACACAGUUCAGAUCACCCCAUCCCAAAGUUCACUCUGGAUCUUCUGGUGCAGCGUGUGGUCUAUGGAGGCAUCUUCAUGGUGCCUUCUCCAAACUGUUCACUUUCUGGAUUUGGAGAGGUAGCAUGUUUCUUAAAAUAAAAUGACUCUCAAAAGGAAUUUAAAAUAAUAAUAAUUAUACAGUAUGCCUCCCAGGAACCCCUUGGCAUGUAUAUUUCUGAGUCAGAAAUGUUCCCAGAUCUGAAGAGAAAGGCAGUGUGGUUAGCCACCCUAUCACUCUCAAGGGAAUCAUAGGAACCCUGAUCUGGGACCCCUAAUCCUUUCCACAGUGGUGCCCCUUUCUUCCCUCUGUCUGCCCAAGGGAACCCUCCCCAUUGAACAACCCUGGUGUGCUCUAGGUCUCUGUCUGCUAGGACCCAGAGCACCAGGAGCAAUUAAGUGUACAGGAUUGACAAUGGGAUCAGCCUUUGGGAUUUAGCAUAUGUAGGUGGCUGACUCUGUGACAAUGGUGUCUAGGCAUUCACCUUCCCUCCUCCAAAGUGGAACUGAGGGCCUGCCCAGUAUCCCACUGUGGCAAGAGUCCUUGGACACUGCUCAUUGGAGUGGCUUCCUUGGGUGGUGGUCCAUGUCCUUAUCACCUCAUUCUUGGGCUAUUGUAGUAGCCACCCAAACAUUCUCCUUGCCUCUCUGACUCAUCCUAUCUAUGCCUCCAAGCUCAUCUUCCCCAAAUUCUAUUUUCCUCAUUCUUUCCUCCCCACACCACUGCCACCCACUCAAGAAUCGUCAAUGGUUCCCAGUCACUUCUAAGACAAAGUGCAAACUUCCCAAGGCCUUCUACAACUUGGCACCAUACCAUGCUUCCAACGCAUCUCCCCCCUCUUCCCCUUUAUGGAACUUAUGCUCUACUCACACUGGUUCUUUCACUGUCCCCUCAGUGAUGAUGAUGAUAGCUCACAUUUAUAUAGCACUUUGUGGUUUUCAAAGCACUUUCUAUAUAUUAUUGCAUUUGGUCCUCACAACGGACAAUCCUGAGAAGUAGGUGCCAUUAUUAUCCCCAUUUUACAGAUAAAGAAGCUGAGGAAGAGAGAGGUUAAGCAACCUGUCCAGGGCCAUAUUACUAGUCAGUGUCCCAGGCAGAAUUUAAACUCAAGUCUUCCUGAUUUCAAGUGGAGCACUAGUCAGCUCCUUCCUAUUUCUGGAACUUCUCUCGUGACAUCUCCCUUUCUUAAAAUGUUUCCCUGUGGCCAAAUCCUCCCCAUCUUUCUUGGCCCAAUUCCUGGGACUCAUACUUUCCAUACCAUGCAUUGGGGACUGAUCAUGUAUUGCCUGUUAUUAUGAUGUCUGUAUAUACUCUGUCUGCAGCUAUGAGUUCCCUAAGGGUAGAGACCGAAUCUUCUACUGAGUCCAUCUGGUCCAAGGCCUUAUGCUCAGAAGGUGUGGAAUGAACAUUUGCUGUUUAGUUGGAUGACUGAUGUGUUGUCCCCAAUUUGGGUUGCUAAGAUUUUAGGAUUGGAAGGACCUUAAAGAUCAUCUCCGAUUCUUGAUGGGGUAGACACCCCACUUCUUUUCUCAACUACUCCAAAGAGUGCAGGCCCAGGCCCUCUAGACACCUCCAUACACAGUUGUUGGGGGAUAGAGUCAUGGAUUCCUCCAACUCUAUCAUAGGGCCUCUUCUAUCCUAUCUAGGUUUUGACCAGUACAGAGCUGAUCCAUGGGGUCCAAAGUCCAUAUUAAGAUCCCUUUUAGACCUGCAUGAACUGAUGUGCAAUGAAAUAAGCAGAACCAGGAGAAGAUUGUAGGCAGUAACUGAAACAUUGUGGGACGAUCAAAUGUGAUUGACUUUGCUACUAAUAGCAAUGCAAGGAUCCACGACAAUCCCGAGGGAUUUUUGAGAAAGAACGCUGUCCACAUCAAGAGAAAGAACUGUGGGGGGAGAAAUCCAGGAGAAAACAUGUGAUUUAUUACUUGUUUAUAUGGGUAUAUGAUUUAGGGGUUUGAUCUUAAAGGAUUGCUCUUUUACAAAAAUAAUGUGGAAAUGGUUUUGAGUGAUAACAUAUAUGUAUAACCCAGUGGAAUUGCUUGUCAACUCGGGGGGGGGGGUGGGGAUGAGGGGAAGGAGAAAACAAGAAUCAUGUGACCAUAGGAAACCAUUUUAAAUUAAAAUUUAAAAAAAUUCCCAGUCAAUAAAAAAAUCAUUUUCAGAUAGUUUCUAAAUACCUAUAGAAUCGUUAUAGUAACAUUUUUUUGGGAAAGGGCAGCGAAGAAUUUUAGAAAGAAAGUAGGAUGCCCAUUGGUUGGAGAAUGUCUAAACAAGUAGUGGUACAUGGAUAUAAUGGAAUAUAGCUUUUCCAUAAGAAAUAACACAUAUGGAGAAGUCAGAGAAGUGUGGGGGAAACUGAGGCAGAAUGAAGUGGCAUAUAACAAGCACUUAAUACUUUUUCAUUCAUUCAUUCAUUCAUGUUCAGAGAAGACUAAUAUCUGCUGUGAGGGCUUGCGGAAUGCUUUUCGGGGCUACUUUUUUCUUCUGGUGUCCAGUUGCCACCCAGCUUCCACUGUGGUCCCAAGAAGCAUUAGCAUGCUCAGCAGUCACACCCUGGCAAACUGUCAUGGCAGACAAACUAAACCAGGUUGAAAGUAAGUGACAGUGACUUAGGGGAAAUGCAAAGACUUCCCCUGCCAGAAGGGCAGAUGAAAAUAAUUUGUUCCCAUGGCUAUGAAGGCAACUGAAGCAGGCACUGUGGAACACGUAGAGCUUGGUUAGGUAUCAAAGUAGCCAAGGUCAUCCUUUGCAUCCCGGGCCAUCUCAAGUCAUCUUUACCUUUGUCUCGCCAUUGGACUUGGAUGACUCUGGAAGGGAGAAGGAGGCUGCCAACUUCGUACAACUCUGCCUCACGUAAGUCCAAUUUAUGCACAAGUCAUCGCCCAAUGAUGUCAUUGGGACUCUUUGAAGUGAAGGCAGAACAACAAUAUUUAAUGCGUUUUCACUCAUUCAAAUAAACAGAACCAGAAAUGCAAUAUAUGCAAUGACUACAAUAAUGCAAAUGAAAAAUAACAACAAAUAAACCUGAAUGCAGAGUCAUUAUAAUGACCAAUUUGGCCCUGAAGAAGAGUAGAGAAAAAAUUCCCUCCACACUUUACAGACGUGAGGGACUAGGGUAUUGGAUUGUGUAUAUAAUAUAAUAUGUAUAAUUAUAAUAUAUUAUAUAUGUAUUUUAAUCUUUGUUACUAGAUAGGACAUACUUAGAAAUGUAUAUCAUGUAAAAAUAAGAUUAUAAUAGCAACAACUAACCUUUAUAUAGUGCUGCUUGCUGUGUACCAUUAUCUAGGGCUGAGCACUUUACAAAUAUUAUCUCUUUUGAUUCUUACAACAAUACUGGGAAGUAGGUGCUAUUUUUAUCCUCAUUUUACAGAUGAGAAAACUGAGAAACACAGGUUAGGUGACUCGUCCAGGGGCCCACAGCUAGGAAGCCCUGAGGCCAGACUUUAACUCAGGUUCUUCCUGACUCCAGAUCCAGCAUUCUAUCCACUGUGCUACCUAGCUGCCUAUAAUAGCAAUAAUAAGAAUAGUUAUGUAUAUAAAUAUACAUAUGAAUAUAUAUUAAAGUGCUUUCAGAGAAGUAGUAGGUGUCCAAGAAAUUGAGAGAAAUGUCAACUUCUCUGAGUCCUUAGGAGAAGAAAGGAUAAUAGAUUCAGAAUCAGAAGGGAUCUCAAAAGCAAUCUAGUCCAAACCCUUUAUUUUACAAAUUAGGAAAUUGAGGCCCUGGGAAGGUGAGAAGUUUGCCUAAGGUUACAUAGAUGGAAUACUUAAGAGAUAGGAUUUGAACCCAAGUCCUCUGACUUCACAGCAAGUCUUUUCCUACUUUGCCAAGAAGAAUUGCUCUCUUUUCUAAUUCCUAAUUCCCAGGGACUAUCUUUUUUGUCUCUUGUUUGAAUCCCUAGUCCUUAACAUGGUAUAUGGCACAUAGUAAACACUUAAUAAAUGUUUAUUGACUCAUUUAUUCAGACAAUGACUAGUCAUUUUAGUGACUGUACCUUCCCCCAAUAAUGUGUAUCUUGUUAUUUCCUGGACAGUGACUGAUUUAAGGAAAUUUAAGGAAAAUAAACAUUUUUUAUUUUAAUUCA
Messenger RNA from Monodelphis domestica (gray short-tailed opossum), 7658 nucleotides. RefSeq names its product solute carrier family 5 member 10 (gene SLC5A10). Gene Ontology annotation, molecular function: D-glucose:sodium symporter activity. Lineage: Eukaryota; Metazoa; Chordata; Mammalia; Didelphimorphia; Didelphidae. Gene Ontology annotation, biological process: transmembrane transport. The record is from RefSeq and is a predicted model, not a curated record. Gene Ontology annotation, cellular component: plasma membrane.